AUGUCGAUCAGCAAGCGUUUGGCAUUGAUUAGAAAGUCUCUAAAGACGGAACCGAUUGAAAUUGACAAUGGCACCACAAGUGACAAUCAACGACGAAUUCAAAAUGUUCAGCAAAAUCCAUCAAUUAAUAAUGAAGCACUUCGUAAUCAGUUUUUGAACAAGAUAUUGACAGCACAGGAUGUUAUUGGAUCUUCGAGUAUGAUUGAUAAAAGGAAUGUCAAGCACGCAUCAACUCAACUUGCAGGUGUUUAUAAUAGAGCUGAGGAUAUAAAUGCUCGGCUCAAAGGAAACUCCAAUAAUUCUCCAUUUUAUGCUCAUGUUCCGGAAAAUUCAAAUGAACCAGCUAUACCUGGUGAUCGUCAUGAGUCACCUUUAGUUCAAAAUAAUAACAAUGCAAUGUUUAAAUUUCAAGCAUCGUCUGAAAAUGUAGAGGAUGUAAUGAUUAAGAGUAAUCCUAAUCGAGAUAUUCCUUAUAAGGCUCAUCGGACUGCAAAUAUCAUAGGAGCUAAUCUUCAAUUGAUAAAAAAAUCAAUUAAAGAAGAAAAACAGAAACGCAAAAUUCCACCUCCUCCUGCAUUUUCAGAACCAAAAGUGCGUAGAGUUGAAUACAAUGUACAAGCAUCUACAUCAAAAGACGAUAAUUCAAAUGAUCGAAGCUCGCGUGUAGAUAUGGUAGAUAAAUGUGUUCAAACUACAGUCAACACAGGAACUCUCCAGUUCGAAAUCACUGCAAAUGAGCUACAAAAUUUAAGUGAGGAAAAGAAAAUUAUUCUUCUUGAAUUUAUGAAGACAUUUGGUAUCCGUGAUAGUCAAGAUAUCAAGUCAAUUCGAGAACGUUUGAAGCAUCGAUUAGCUAAUCAGGAGAAUAAGAGAAAGCAACACCUGUCAGCAUAUGGAUCUUAUCCUCCAACUUUUGGUCCACCAAUCUAA
Chironomus riparius is the source of this 930-nucleotide messenger RNA. Lineage: Eukaryota; Metazoa; Arthropoda; Insecta; Diptera; Chironomidae. The record is from the annotation of a GenBank genome assembly.